Tachysurus vachellii is the source of this 1526-nucleotide messenger RNA. It is a transcript of the gene cldn15lb, whose product is annotated as claudin 15-like b. The transcript has 5 exons. Gene Ontology annotation, biological process: cell adhesion; bicellular tight junction assembly. The coding region runs from base 506 to 1171 and encodes 221 amino acids. Lineage: Eukaryota; Metazoa; Chordata; Actinopteri; Siluriformes; Bagridae. The record is from RefSeq and is a predicted model, not a curated record. Gene Ontology annotation, cellular component: bicellular tight junction; plasma membrane. Gene Ontology annotation, molecular function: structural molecule activity.
AUGUCAUUGUGACGUCACACGGUAUGAUCAAGGUUGUGAUUGGAUGCCGUACAAACCUAAGCUCCACCCUCAGGAACAUGUGCUGUUCUUCAAAAUCAUGUGAUAACACUGAUAAGGCAAACCAUAAACCUUUAGAGGACACAUACUUUAUCGAAACCCAGGUUCACUUCCUCUUGCAUCAUCACCAUCAUCAUCAUUUGCCUGCCUGUUGUCGUGGUAACCGUCAGAUAGUCUCCGGUUUAUGAGUUUAUGGCCCUUGCAUGUAAAGUCCUCUUAAUACACUCACACACACUCUCACACACACUCAGACGGAGGAUUUGUUGUAGACAUGGUGCUGUCACGGUUGUUAUUCAGAGAGUGUGUUGAUCUUUAGGCCUCUUUGUGUCAGCUGUUUGUAUCUGUUAGUGCUUAUUGUGUGUGUUUGUGUGUUAGAACUUUUGUAACAUUAGUCUGUAGAUUUGCGCCAGCUUUAAAAAAGUGUGUGUGUGUGUUUGUGUGUGCGAUCAUGUCAAUGGUGGUGGAGUUGUUGGGCUUCUUGAUGUGUAUGGGUGGGUGGCUCCUGAGCGGUGUGAGUUUAGCGAAUAAUUACUGGCGUGUGUCGUCGUACGCCGGCAGCGUGAUCACGUCCACGCGGCAGUAUGAGAACCUAUGGCAGGCCUGUGUAGAGGCCAGUACAGGGGUCAAGAACUGCAGACGCUUCGAGUCCAUGCUCGCUCUGGAUGCUCACGUGCAGGCAUGUCGUGCUCUGAUGAUCAUCGCCCUGUUGCUUGGCGUCGCCUCGAUCCUCCUCUCUGUCCUGGGACUGAAGUGCACCAAACUGGGCGGCAUGAAGGAGACGAGUAAAGGACGACUCACACUCACUGCUGGACUGAUGUUCAUACUGUCUGGUUUGUGUGUGCUGAUUGCUGUGUCGUGGUAUGCAGCACGCAUUGUUCAGGAAUUCAAUGAUCCCUUUUACUUUGGAAAGAAAUCUGAGCUGGGUACCGGUCUGUAUUUGGGUUGGGCCGCGGCGGUCUGUGUGAUUAUGGGAGGAGCCAUGCUGUGUGGAUCAUUCAAGAGAGCAAGAUCGCCCACACCUGCAGGUGGUUACAGGUAUAAGUCAUCAGCCAAUCAGCAGAUUUAUAAAGCAGGCGCUCAGUCGGACAGCAGCAGCUCCAGAGCGUACGUCUAACCCCAGCGCUCUCUCUACGCUCUACACACACUCUACACACUCAAAACUAUUGCCACACAUGCCAUGUGUGUGGUGUUACACAUGAUGUCUUUGUGUAGUUCGUGUGAAUAUAUGUUUCUGAAAUUGCAGGCUCCUGCCUUUGCUUUUAUGAAUUGUUGUGUUUUUGUUUUGUUUAUUUGUUUGUUUUUAAAGGGGAUUUACAUUUUAUAAGUAAUAAGAAUAUAUAUAUAUAUAUAAAACUUCAGUGAUUAGAGAAAUAUGGGGGUUGGAUCAUUUUUUUUAUUAUUUUAGUGAUGAAUGCAUUAAAUUGUAUAUAUUUCUUUUGUUUGAUAUGAAUAAAUAGAACAUGGAUCAA